Molecule: messenger RNA, 1256 nt
Organism: Branchiostoma floridae (Florida lancelet)
Lineage: Eukaryota; Metazoa; Chordata; Leptocardii; Amphioxiformes; Branchiostomatidae
Product: 26S proteasome non-ATPase regulatory subunit 7-like
Exons: 7
Coding region: 133-1146 (337 amino acids)
Biological process (GO): proteasome-mediated ubiquitin-dependent protein catabolic process
Cellular component (GO): proteasome complex; proteasome regulatory particle
Molecular function (GO): metallopeptidase activity; protein binding
Source: RefSeq, a predicted model, not a curated record
GUGAACCGGCGACAAACUGCGCAUGUGCAGUACCGCCAUCUUGGAAACUUCAAUUUUUUGCCUGUCACGGAAAAUCGUCCGAAAACUUCGUGUUUUUCUCUGUUUCCUACAGACUGUUUUAUAGGAGGCACGAUGCCGAUCAUAGCGCCGAACAUAGACAAGGUGGUGGUGCACCCGCUGGUGUUACUGAGCGUGGUGGACCACUUUAACAGGAUGAGUAAGAUCGGGAACUACCGGCGCGUGGUCGGAGUGCUGCUCGGAUCGUGGAAAGGCAAAACCACGUUAGACAUCUCCAACAGUUUCGCAGUUCCAUUUGAUGAAGAUGAGAAGGAGCAGAGUGUGUGGUUCCUGGACCAUGACUUCCUGGAGAACAUGUAUGCCAUGUUUAAGAAGGUCAAUGCUCGAGAGAGAAUAGUAGGCUGGUACCACACAGGACCCAAACUUCAUGUUAAUGACAUCGCAAUCAAUGACCUUAUGAGAAGAUACUGCUCUGCUUCGGUACUGGUUAUAAUCGAUGCUAAGCCAAAGGACCUGGGUCUACCCACAGAAGCCUACAUUGAAGUAGAGGAAGUUCAUGAUGACGGCACACCAACAUCGAAGACGUUUGAGCACGUCCCCAGCGAGAUCGGAGCAGAGGAAGCAGAAGAGGUUGGAGUGGAACACUUACUUAGGGAUAUCAAGGACACCACAGUCGGCACCCUGUCCCAGAGGAUCACUAACCAGCUGAUGGGUCUGAAGGGGCUGCACUCCAGAAUACAGGACAUCCGCACCUACCUGGACGAUGUAGCCGAAGGGAAGUUACCUGUGAACCACCAGAUUGUUUACCAGCUUCAAGACAUCUUCAACCUGCUUCCUGAUGUCAACCUGCAGGACUUUGUCAAGGCGUUCUACCUGAAGACGAAUGACCAGAUGCUUGUGGUGUACCUGGCCUCUAUGAUCAGGUCCAUCAUUGCUCUGCACAACCUCAUCAACAACCAGCUGGCCAACAGGGACGCAGAGAAGGAGGGAACCAAAGAGAAGAAGGACGACAAGAAGGACGACAAGGAUAAGGACAAGGAUAAGGACAAGAAAGACGACAAGUCUGAGAAAGACAAGGAUAAAGAAGAGAAGAGUAAAGACAAGUCAGAUGCAGGGAAGAAGAAGUGAUGCUGAUAGAUAUUUUGUUCUGUUUCAUAGAAUUGUUAUUAAUGCCACUGGUCACUUUAUUAAAAAUAGAAAGAUUCCAAAAUUUUGAAUCCCUUCCCUAUUUGUCACAG